This is a messenger RNA of Rubroshorea leprosula, 3535 nucleotides long. Lineage: Eukaryota; Viridiplantae; Streptophyta; Magnoliopsida; Malvales; Dipterocarpaceae. The record is from the annotation of a GenBank genome assembly.
AUCUCCGGCCAUCUCCACGGUGAGUUCAGAGUAAGGAAGAAGUGCAAUGAACCCGUCAAAUCAAAAUCCUGAUCAAUUCUACUCGCCAUUCCCUCCCCCCAAAUUCACUCCCACUCCUCCGCAACCGAAUGCUGAGUGCAACCCUAAUUUUACCGAAAUCCCAACCCCGAACCCUUCAACUGAGUCUUCUGUCGGUUCUAGUUCCGAUCAGCUUCUCUCGUUCUCUGUCCCUAAGAAGCGACGACGCGGCAGACCUCAACGGAGCGCGACAUGGUUUACCAUCCCAUCGAUUCCCAAUGUUACGCUCAGUAGUUCUACUCCAUCGUCGUCAACUAUGCAAGCCGCACGCAAUGUUGCGGACGAGAUCAUCGUGAUCAACAAGGAACCGACGUCGGAGGCUCUUAUUGCGCUCUCUGCUGGGUUCCCGGCUGACUCGCUCACCGAGGAAGAGAUUGACUUCGGCGUUGUGUCAGCUGUUGGUGGAAUUGAGCAGGUGAACUACAUACUCAUUCGAAACCAUAUAAUAGCUAAGUGGCGUGAUAAUGUCUCCAAUUGGGUUUCCAAAGAGAUGUUCGUUGAUUCAAUACCAAAACACUGUGCUUCUCUUUUAAAUUCUGCUUAUGAGUAUUUGGUUACGCAUGGGUACAUUAAUUUUGGUGUUGCUCCCGCAAUGAAGGAGAAAAUUCCUGCGGAGCCCAGUAAAAGUAAUGUGGUGAUUAUUGGCGCCGGGCUGGCUGGGCUGGCCGCAGCACGGCAGUUGAUGAGGUUUGGAUUUAAGGUGACUGUAUUAGAGGGGAGGAAGAGGCCUGGGGGAAGGGUUUACACAAUGAAAAUGGAAGGAGGGAACAGAGUGAGUGCUGCAGCAGAUUUAGGCGGCAGUGUUCUGACAGGUACAUUAGGGAACCCCCUGGGGAUCAUUGCUCGGCAAUUGGGUGCUUCUCUUUUUAAGGUGAGGGAUAAGUGUCCACUUUAUCGAAUGGAUGGGAAGCCAGUGGAUCUGGAUAUGGAUAAGAAGGUUGAGACAGCUUUUAAUCGGCUUUUGGACAAAGCCAGUAGGCUUAGGCAGUUAAUGGGGGAGGUUUCAAUGGAUGUCUCACUUAGUGCAGCUUUAGAGACUUUUAGGCAGGUGUUUGCAGAUGCUGUGACUGAAGAGGAGAUGAAUUUAUUUAAUUGGCAUCUUGCAAAUUUGGAAUAUGCCAAUGCAGGAUUGAUUUCAAAGCUUUCUCUUGCAUUCUGGGACCAAGAUGAUCCAUAUGACAUGGGAGGAGAUCACUGUUUCUUGCCUGGAGGGAAUGGGAGGUUGGUUCAGGCUCUGGCAGAGAAUGUGCCAAUUUUGUAUGAGAAAACUGUGCAUACCAUUAGAUAUGGUAGUGAUGGAGUGCAGGUCAUUGCUGGGAGUCAGGUAUACGAGGGUGAGAUGGCAUUAUGUACCGUGCCUCUUGGAGUUUUGAAGAGUGGAUCAAUUAAGUUUAUUCCAGAGUUGCCACAGAGGAAGCUUGAUGGGAUAAAAAGGUUGGGAUUUGGGUUGUUGAAUAAGGUGGCAAUGCUUUUUCCACAUGCAUUUUGGGGUACUGAUCUUGAUACGUUUGGGCAUCUUACUGAAGACCCGGCUCGUAGAGGGGAGUUUUUUCUCUUUUACAGCUAUGCUACAGUUGCCGGUGGUCCUCUCCUAAUUGCUUUAGUAGCAGGUGAAGCUGCACACAACUUUGAGACCAUGCCUCCCACAGAUGCAGUGACCCAGGUUCUCCAAAUCCUGAGGGGUAUAUAUGAACCACAAGGAGUCAAUGUCCCAGAUCCUAUUCAAACUGUCUGCACCAGAUGGGGUGGGGAUCCUUUCAGCCUAGGUUCAUACUCUAAUGUUGCAGUGGGGGCAGCUGGAGAUGACUAUGAUAUAUUAGCAGAGAGUGUAGGAGAUGGCAGACUUUUCUUUGCCGGAGAGGCUACUAUGAGGCGAUACCCUGCAACUAUGCAUGGAGCUUUCCUUAGUGGGCUUAGGGAAGCUGCAAAUAUAGCUAAUCAUGCUAAUUCCCGAGCCUUGAAAAGGAAGAUUAACAGGAAUCCAUCAAAUAGUGCUCAUUCUAUUGCUUCCAUUCUUGCAGAUUUGUUCAGGGAACCUGAUUUGGAAUUUGGAAGCUUUUCUGUUAUUUUUGUUAGGAAGAACACAGAUCCAAAGUCACCAGCAAUUUUAAGGGUGACAUUUAGUGAAUCUCGAAAGAAGAACAAUGAAGGUUCAAAGCCAGAUCAACAACAUUCAAAUAAAGUACUUUUUCACCAGCUUCAGUCACAUUUCAAUCAGCAACAACAGCUGCAUGUUUACACAUUGUCAUCCAGACAACAGGCCCUCGAUCUGAGAGAGGUCAGAGGUGGAGAUGAAGUGAGGUUGAAUUACCUCAGCGAGAAACUGGGAGUCAAGCUUGUAGGAAGGAAGGGUUUGGGGCCUGUUGCUGAUUCUGUUAUUGCUGCCAUAAAAUCUGAGAGGGGAAUUCGUAAAUCUACUUCAACUUCUCAGGCUUUUAAGACAGGUACGUCAAAGUCAAAGCUAAAGGCAGGAGCUCUAAAGCAAAAACUGGUUAGGAGGGCUAGAGAAGUGCGCAGCACCAAGGCUCUUUUUUCUCCUUCAAAACCAAAUGCAGCCAAUGACAAUACGGUGCAGGAAACAAAAGUCUUAAAUGAAGCUCCUCCUGAUACCUCUGGUUCAGGUCAAAAUCAAUCUGAGGUCUUGAAUAGUUGAAGCGAAGACUGGUCUGACGUCAGCCACCAUGGACCUUGGGGAUCUUGAGAGUACACAGAUGCCAAACGAUAACAUGUCAUAAAUCAACAGUGUUCACAAUAUAUGGCCACUUUGCACACCGUGACCAAUGUUUGUUUUCCUGGCUUUGGAGGAGCUAUAUUUUGUUGUUACAGUUUAUAGUAAAAUUUCUCCCAGAGCGAAGAUUCUUUUGACUUGCAGCAUUGCUAAGCAGAUGGGUGUCAGCACCUAGGGUGAAAGGUGGGAAACCAAAAAUGCAACUACCCAAGGAACAAGAGCUUAAUGCUGAACAUAUUUGCAAAUGCAAAUACCACCUUCAAGAUGUUCCUGCCACUCGCAUUGGUGCUGCAUUUGAGCCUCAGAAUUACUUUAGUAAGUGGGAAUUUGUUGGUACCACAAACAAAAGGUUUGGCUGGUCAAUUGACUCAGUAGUCUGUCUAAUGAUGAAAUUUAUCACAAACUAACUGCAACAUGGAGAAAUGCGGUCUGCAUGUCUGAGGAAUUGCAACAAUACCAAGGGAAGUUCAUAUGGAUUAUGGAGGCUGCUAGCUAGUGACGCCAAAGAUGUUAUAAAGUACAGUUUAGUGGCUUCAGAUGAUUACUUCAUUCUUACCUGCGCUUAGCCCAGGAUCUCUGUAGUGUUUUAUAAUGUCAUCAACUUUUAGCAUUGUACCGUUGGUAUAUGUUGUAUAUUUCAUAAUUCAUGUACAAAUUUCAUACAAUAUUGAUAGAUGAUUGUGUUUCCCCCCCUUUUUUUUCUGAACAGCAUAACAGUGUUUCAGUUGU